This is a messenger RNA of Drosophila busckii, 676 nucleotides long. It is a transcript of the gene Mkp, whose product is annotated as dual specificity protein phosphatase 19. Gene Ontology annotation, molecular function: JUN kinase phosphatase activity. Gene Ontology annotation, biological process: regulation of MAP kinase activity; protein dephosphorylation. NCBI's taxonomy places the organism in Eukaryota, Metazoa, Arthropoda, Insecta, Diptera, Drosophilidae. The transcript has a single exon. Gene Ontology annotation, cellular component: cytoplasm. The record is from RefSeq and is a predicted model, not a curated record. The coding region runs from base 16 to 630 and encodes 204 amino acids.
GUCUAGUCCAUAAACAUGAUACUGCUGUAUGAGCUCCAGAAGCGUUUGGCCAAUCUGCGGCCCACCACAACCAUUGUCACCACCCCCACCGGCGCUCGUUACGUCGAACGACGCAAGUCCUUGGAUGGCGAGCAAACUUCCAGCAGCUCCGAGCCGUUGGAAGCACGCCAGUAUGGCUUUGUAGUAGAUACUAAACCCGAUAGCGUACCCGCCUGCAUUUUAAGCGAAUUUCUUUACUUGGGCUCCCAAGAUGCCGUCACAGCUGAAAAUGUCAUCAAAUACAAGCUGACGCACAUCCUAAGCGUGGGUAUUGAAACACCACAGAUUGAGCUUCCGCCCACAGUCACAUGCAAACAUUUGCCCUGCCUGGACUUGCCCGAAACGGAUCUUCUGCAAUAUGUGCUACCCGUGGCGAUCGAUUUCAUUGAACAGGCUCAUUCAACCAAAGGCUGUGUAUUGGUUCACUGCAAUGCGGGUGUCUCACGUUCAUCCGCAGUAGUCAUUGGCUAUCUAAUGAAGCGGCGGGACAUGCGUUUUGAGGAGGCUUACAAUCUAGUCAAGUCGUGGCGGCCAUGUAUACAACCAAAUGUAGGGUUCAUGCGGCAGUUAAAGCAGUUUUGCAAAGCAUAAUUAACUAGUUUUUAAAAUGUCUAUUUUGCAACGAGUAAUAAAAUAU